AUGGGUUUGAAGAUGUGGUUUUUUCAAGGCGACGAUGGGAAUAAGAAACACCUGGAGCGGCUCCUGAACAUCUGGAAGGAGCGGAGUCUGUACAGAGCAGACUACAUCCAGCAGCUGAAGCUCGCCAUCGAGGACUCCCACAGCCCCAAGGCCCGGACCCAGGCCCGGACUCAGGCCCUCACUGUCAAAGAGGAGAAGAAGGCAGUGAAACGAGUCUAUCAGCAGAUCCAGGAGGAAGAGGAGGAUGAAGAUGACGACUACAGAAGCCACAUGUCUCCACGGACCUCAGACUCUACUGCUGCUCAGCUGACAGAGGAGUUGGUGAAGGCCCUCCAGGACCUGGAGAACGCCGCCUCAGGAGACGCAGCCGUCAGACAGAAGAUUGCAUCUCUGCCUCAGGAGGUCCAGGACGUGUCUCUGCUGGAGAAGAUCACAGAUAAGGAGGCAGCAGACCAUCUCUCUCAGACCGUGGACGAGGCCUGUUUGCUGUUAGCAGAGUAUAAUGGUCGUCUGGCGGCGGAGCUGGAGGAUCGCAGACAGUUGGCCCGAAUGCUCACGGAAUAUAUCAACAGUCAGAGAGACGCACUGUCAGAGAGACAGAGCAAGCUGGAGGAGUACAAACAGAAACUGGCCAGAGUGACGCAUGUGAGGAAGGAGCUGAAGUCUCACAUCCAGAGUCUGCCGGACCUGUCCCUGCUGCCCAACGUCACAGGAGGCCUGGCCCCGCUGCCCUCUGCAGGAGACCUGUUCUCCACCGACUGA
This is a messenger RNA of Knipowitschia caucasica, 762 nucleotides long. The record is from the annotation of a GenBank genome assembly. NCBI's taxonomy places the organism in Eukaryota, Metazoa, Chordata, Actinopteri, Gobiiformes, Gobiidae.